Molecule: messenger RNA, 2368 nt
Organism: Panonychus citri (citrus red mite)
Lineage: Eukaryota; Metazoa; Arthropoda; Arachnida; Trombidiformes; Tetranychidae
Product: maternal embryonic leucine zipper kinase-like
Exons: 7
Coding region: 176-1984 (602 amino acids)
Biological process (GO): intracellular signal transduction; microtubule cytoskeleton organization; protein phosphorylation
Cellular component (GO): cytoplasm
Molecular function (GO): tau-protein kinase activity; ATP binding; protein serine/threonine kinase activity
Source: RefSeq, a predicted model, not a curated record
AAUUUCAACUUCCAUUUCCUGAGCAGUUUGAAAGUUGAUCAUUUAAACGGACUAAUAGUUAAUUUUAAUCUUGUUUCUAUUAAUUGUUUACCCCAAGUUAUUGACGAUUAAAUUUUAACAUUGUCCCAGUUUUAUGUGUGUUUCUUAAUUGUUUCAAUUUCACCACAUAACCAAUAUGAAUUAUCAACGAGAAGAGUAUGACAUUGAAGCGGGAUAUUAUCUCCAUAGGGAGAAACUUGGUGAAGGUGGUUUCAGUAAAGUUCGGUUAGCUACUCAUCUUUUGACUGGUCAAAAAGUGGCUGUUAAGUGUAUGGACAAAACUAAACUUGGUGAAGAUUUAUUUCGUGUGAAAACCGAGAUUAAUGCUCUUAAAACUCUUGAUCAUCAGCAUAUUGCUAAACUGUUACAAGUCAUUGAAACAGAACAAAUGAUUUAUCUUGUUUUAGAGUAUUGUAGCGGCGGUGAACUUUUUGAUUAUAUUGUUUCUAAAAAUCGAUUAAGUGAAAAAGAAUCUCAGGAAAUUAUGGGCUGUCUUGUCCAUUGUUUAGCUUAUCUUCAUUCCAACGGCUUUGCUCAUCGUGAUCUCAAACCAGAAAAUAUACUUUUCGACAAAAAUCAUAAAAUCAAACUAAUUGAUUUUGGAUUAGCUGCUCAGUCCAAAGAUAAUCCACAAAAUUUACAAAACCUACGAACAUGUUGUGGUAGUCCAGCUUAUGCAGCUCCUGAACUCAUAUCAGGUAAUAUUUAUUCUGGACCUGCAGUUGAUGUUUGGAGUGCUGGAGUUAUACUUUAUGCUCUUCUUGUUGGACAACUUCCUUUUGAUGAUGAUAACAUGGGAAAUCUUUACAAAAAGAUUCAGGCUGGCAAGUUUAGUAUGCCUAGUUGGUUAUCACCCGAGGCCAAAAGUCUCAUCCAAUCAAUGAUCCAAGUUGAUCCUAAAAAGCGGGUCACUGUUAGAGAGCUUCUCGAAAAUCCUUGGAUCAAGGCUUAUUUGCCCAACCAAAGUGUUGAAGUCCAAAAAAAUGUUUUCGACGAAGAGGUUUUAUGGCAAGUUCACAAAUAUUUUCCUACUCUGAGUUACACAGAAUUGAGAUCAAAUAUUAUUCGUAAAUUUGGCUAUCAAACAGCAACCUAUUGGUUGCUCAAAGAGAAAAAGCGACAUGGACUUAAGAGUCCUCUUGCAAAUAUUCCCAGAAAUUUAGCUGUCGCUACUCCUCCUCGAACAACACCAAAGACUGUUACUACUCCAGUUUCUGUUAAUACUCCAACUCGUAGAACUCCUAAAGUCAUAAUUAGAGCCAAAAUUGACGAAGUUCAAGCUUUCAAGACGCCUAAACUUUCAACUUUCAAACCUAAAGGGUCAGAAAAUCAGAAUACACCUCAAAGUCUCAACACUUCUGGUUCUGGUCCAAACACUCCGAACUCCAAGAUACCAAUCUACCUUAAAUCUGGAGAAAGAGGCUCAUCUCCUUUAGCCGUUGUCGCUAAUACACCUAAUUCAUCACGAAAACGAAAGCUUUUCGGUGAUAUUGUUCCUGGCAGUGAGGAUAAUCAAGCUGCUGAUUCAGAAAACUAUUCCACACCACCAAAACGACCUCCACCCUUACAAACGCCCAAGAAGAGUUUGUUGAAGAAAAUCAUUGAAUCAGCUACUCCAAGUAGAAAACACCCAAGAAACAUAACAUCUUCUGCUCCGACCACAACUCGAAACAUAACGAUGACCAAAUUCUCUGACCCUCAAAUUUGUAUUGAGAAACUCAUGCAAGCUCUCAUUCAAAAAGGAAUCGACUGUAAACGUAAAGGAUUCGUUCUGAGUUGUGCCUUGAAUAACAAGUAUCAUUCUAUGUGCUCAUUUAACUUGGAAAUCUGUGUAUUCGGUGAUAAAUGUGCCAUCCAACGAAAAAGACUGAAGGGAGAUGCUUGGCAUUAUAAAAGAAUCUGUGAAGAAAUCCUGAGGAUUAGUAACGAAAUUUACCAGUGUUAAUUGUUUCCUCUUUUUAAAGUCAACAAUUAAUUUGAAUUUGACGCUGGCACUUGCACCAUAAUGAAGACGUAAAAAUUACGGAAAUUUUUUUAACUCCUUUUGACUUGAUCGACUUUAAAUCACAAUAUGUGUUCAAAAGUAGUGUUUCAACAAUACUCUUGAUGAUAUUUAUAUAAUAAUUAUUGUAUUAUACUCGAAAAAGCACCGAGAAAAAUAUGAUGAAAUCAGAAUGGAAAUUGUGUAUCUUGAAAAAACAAUUUAAUGUAUAUUUUAUAUAAUAAUUAUGAUAAUCAUUGUAUAAAUCUCUAUAUAUCCCCUCUUAACAAACGUAUAAGAAAUGUAAUCAUUUUUAUAAUUAAAACACAAACGAUUUUUGUGAAAUCA